Messenger RNA from Plasmodium berghei ANKA, 1005 nucleotides. Its product is annotated as conserved protein, unknown function. NCBI's taxonomy places the organism in Eukaryota, Apicomplexa, Aconoidasida, Haemosporida, Plasmodiidae. The coding region runs from base 1 to 1005 and encodes 334 amino acids. The transcript has a single exon. The record is from RefSeq and is a predicted model, not a curated record.
AUGAUUGAAAGCGAAGAAGAAUUUGAAAUAAUCCAAAGAAAAGAAAACUUAGUUGAUGAAAUAUAUAUACAAAAUGAAAUCGAUAAAUUGAAUAUAGACGAAUUAAUAAAGCCUAAACAAAAUCAUGCAUUAAAAAAAGUUAUACAAACAGAUAGAGAUAUCGUUAUGAAUUUAGAUGACAAAAUAAGUAAAUUACAAAAGUCAUGCCAAUAUGGAAAACAAGUAUCAAAAAUCAUAAAUUUUAAAGCAGAAAGUUUAAGUACUAUUUCUUUAAAGGACAAACUAAAAUUAAUAUUAGAUACAUUUGUAGAUAUGUUUUCUGAAUGUCGUGAAACAAAUACUGAAUUUCAACUUAAUGAUGAUGAUAAUAGUUUUAUACAUAAUAAUAAUAUCGUAAAACCAACUAUUAGUUUUAUAAAAAUAUCAAAAUAUUUUAGUAUAAAUACAUUACCAUUUUGUUCAUUAAACUAUGAUACAAUUCCUUUAAAUCUUUUUAUUAGUGAUGAAAAUAAUUUUACUAUUGAAACAAACAAAAAAAAAAACUAUAACAGAACUAAACAAUCUAACAAUAAUUACAAAAAAUUAAAAGAUUAUACAUAUGAUAAUGAGCCUGAAGUAAAAUUGGAAACUUAUGAACAAUCUAUGAAACUUAAAUAUAAAUUAAAUCAACUUGAAAAAAUUCAAAAAAAUGUAAAAUUUUUUAAUUUUAUUAUUGAUUGUGAUCCAAUUAAUGGAUUUAAUGAAACAACAUUUCGUUUGUUUUUGUUUACUUUACUUGUAUCAAAAGGUCAUGUAGAAUUUUAUAAAAACACAGAUGGUAUUCUAUGCAUUAAAUCAUGCGAAACACUGGACCCAAAUAAUGAAAAUGAUGGUGAUUUCACACACAAUUAUUCACACGCAUUGGAAGGAGAAUUAAAAAAAAAAAAAAAAAAACAAGCCUUACUUACAUCGUGGUCUUAUAAUAAAUGGGAACAGUUAGUUAAUCAAAUAAAUAAAGAAUCAUGA